AUGGGUCGCAAGGAAUUCAUUCAAGAUGUCAAGACACUUAAAGAACAUUUUCGUGGCCUAAGCUCUAAAAGUGCCGCUUUGGUGAAAGACUUUGAUUUUCAGGAUCCGGAAUUAAGCUUUAAGUUCACAUAUAAGACUGGGAAAUCGUUCACUGUACAGAUCUUUGUUAAUGAUUCGUCUUUACAGUCUUAUCCAUCUUCGUUCAGUGCAUUUAUAUGCGUGGACAAUGCAAACGAUGAUGAUUCUAAUAAUGCUGCAAAAUGCUUAUCUAACGUUUGCAUCGAUAAAAAAUCGGUGAGCGAAGUUGUGGCAACGAUCGUACCUAAACUAUGCGAACAUUUUAAGAUUUCUCUUCCCAAAGAACUCACUAUGAAUUCUCUAAGUAAAUUUGCUCGUUCUGCUGGAGGUUCUUCAGCUCCAAAGCCUACUCCAUCGACUGUUCAGACACCAAUUAUGAUGCUAAAUCGAGAUUUAGCUGAGUUGAAACAUUUUAAGUAUCAUGCUGAACUGCUUUGCGCAGAUCAAAUCGGCUUCAAAGUAGCAGUUUCAACGCCGGUAACUCGGCUUGGGCUAAGCUCAGAAGCUUGUGAUGCGUGGAAUUUAGAUCCUGAUCGGUUUUUGGUGUGCAUUAUGCAAUUCUCACCAAAUUAUAUAGACCUACAAAGUGUGAUAGCUGACGCUUUCCAAAAAAAAGCAUACCUUAUUAAAGAAGGUGGUUAUAAAGCCAUAAAAGAAUCGUUGAAAAAACAAUUUCCUAUCCAAUUCACCGUACUGACGUCGACAUUACCAAGAGGAAUGCCAAGUCAAUCUCAUCACAAAGAUGAUACUUUGGAGAGCGAUCAUUUUGUACUUUCUUGGACCUUAACUAGACUUUUAAGUGACAAGUUCUUUGAUAUGUUAUGCGAUCGAAUGUGGUUUGGAUGUGGUUGGUCUGGUGUCGAAUGGGCAGAUCUUAAACGCAAUAAAGAAUUGGUUCAUGAUUUUCUCAACAAUGGUGAACUUAUUUCUGAACAAAUUGAUGAAUGUUUAGCUAAAGAUGAAGAACAGCAUGGUGUUUUGGCCUAUCUUGAAGGUGAAGAAAUUGAAAGGGCUACCGCGUCUAAAAAUCAAAAUUUCCUUUUAUUGGUCUUACGGUUUCUUCGUCGUCGAAUUCUUCUUUCGACAAAAUAUUGUUUGACAUGUCACUUUCCUCAUAUGGAGUCUGUGUCAUCUAUUAGACCUUUUGUUUGUGGAACCGCGUUAUGUCAGCAUCAAGCACUUGUAGGCCUUGGUAAUCUUUUUGAAGCGGUUUUGGUGAAUAGCCCAGUUGUUGUAGAUUUGUUAAUAUCUUUAUGUUACGUCGCAAUAAGUAGCCAUAAUCUAAGCCCAUUUCCAUCCAGAGCUAUAGGUGUUACCACUGUCACAAAGUACGAAAUUCAAAAUUCAUUGGUUGUUGAUUGGGAUAAUAAUCAAGGUACGGUUGGUACACCUAUUGAUGCUGGAUACGCGGUUUAUGGAUGGAAAGGGUUCGAUGAUCAAGUAUUGGUAAAUGAUAAUUUGGAGGUCUAUCAUCCAGAGACAGGUCAACCCUUUACCGUUAAUCGAUGCAGUCAUACUUCCACUGUACGUGUGAUAGAAGUUACAUCAACAUACUUAGUUACCGAUUUUCCAAUAAUUGUACCGAUCUCAGCUGUUUCCAACCGACAUGUUUAUUUGCCUUUCCGAGUUUAUCGUCGAAGUGAAAAAAAUUUUCUAAACGCGGAUGGUCAACCUAAUUACACCCUUUUACAGAGCGUCAUCGAUAAGUUGCCACAAGUGAAUGAAAUGGUGAAAUAUGCAAAAAAAAAGACUUUGAAACAAGAACUUGACAAAUUGGACACUUUAGGUUUCCCACUUUUAUCAUGGAUAAUUUCUUCCAAUCGUACACAUUUGCGUCUAUUAGAAUCUGAUGAAGAAAAAGUUCAGUUCAACGAAACAACUUCAGCAUAUGGAAAUUGGAAACAAUUCAUUAUGAUAAUGAGUUCCCCUGAAAAAGAAGAAACUUUUCAAAUUGAAAAGGAGAAAUUGAGGAAAGAAAGACGGGGACAAACUUUGGGUGAAUUAUAUGCUUUUCACGGUUCUCCACUUCAUAAUUGGCAUUCAAUUAUUCGAACAUCACUUAAUUGGAAAAAGGUUGUACACGGAAGAGCAUUUGGGGAUGGAGUUUAUCAUUCCCUUCAAGCUGCAACCUCAGCAUCAUAUGCUGGCGCUUCAUAUCACCGAUAUGAAACAGGAGUAUGGAAAAAUUCGAUGCUAGUUGUCCAAAAAUGUAUGGCUUUAUGUGAAAUAGUGAAUAGGCCGACACAAUUCAGAAGCACAAAUCCCCACUUGGUAGUUCAAGAUGAAAACUGGAUUACAACACGUUAUCUUUUUGUCGAGUGUUUGAGAGAUCCAUCAGAUCCUAAUAACGAAAAUGAUGAUGAUGAUUGGACACCAAAUUAUCAACCAAACCCUGUCGUCCCUCUAUAUAAUAUGGCACCAUCUUUUGCCACAUCAUUAUCAAAUUCACUGUCUAACGUUCUCAUUAAUCGUCGAAGAGACAACACAUAUAUAACACUAGAUACUCAAUAUUAUCCGAUGUGGUUCAAUAAUCAACCAUUGCAAAUUCCUAAGCGUGACUUUUCAAUAACCAAUAAUGAAAUACCAAAAGGUAGUUCGGUCGGUGUGGGUCAAUUUAUUUACAAACCGGAUGCGCAAGAUAUGAUAAAAGGAUCAUUAGACUCUAGCUAUCAAUCAAACGGAUUUGAUGAAAAUGAAGAAAAGCAUGAUGACAGUUUGGAAAUCGAUGAUGGCGAUGGUUUUGACCUUAGUUUGUUGCCUCUUCCUGCGGAAUCAUCUAAAGCGGCUACCCAACGUAUUUGCCGUGAAUUAAGAACGAUUAUACAUAGGCAGGAUGACCCCUCUAAUGAUUUUGGCUUUAUCGUUAAUACUGAACAAUUGCAGUCUGUUUACCAAUGGGUCGUCCAACUUAAAGAUUUUGAUCCGUCUCUUCCAUUGGCACAAGAUAUGGCCAGGAAUAAAGUAAAAACAAUUGAUUUAGAAGUACGAUUUGCACCAGAUUAUCCAUUUGUACCACCGUACAUUCGUGUAAUUAGACCAAGACUUUUACGAUUUAUGGAUGGUGGCGGUGGUCAUGUUACUGCUGGUGGUUCCAUAUGUAUGGACCUUUUAACACUUGGAAACGCGCUUGAACGUGGUUGGUCUUCUGUAUAUACGAUGGAAGCUGUCUUGUUACAAGUUAAAAUGGCUUUGAGUUCGCUAGAUCCAAAGCCCGCAAGACUUGAUCGUCAUUGGAACAACGAAUAUACACCUGGAGAAGCUAUUGAUUCAUUCAUAAGAGUUGCAAAUAAUCACAACUGGACCAUUCCACCACAAUGGUCUACUUUGUUCGGACGCUAG
Messenger RNA from Dentiscutata erythropus, 3417 nucleotides. Lineage: Eukaryota; Fungi; Glomeromycota; Glomeromycetes; Diversisporales; Gigasporaceae. The record is from the annotation of a GenBank genome assembly.